UCGGCAGGAGUAAAGGGAGAUCCAAAACAGCCCACACACACACCCCGCCACCAUGCUGGGCUUCUGCCGCGCCAUCCCCACGGAGAUGGACUACAAGGGCCAAAAAUUAGCAGAACAGAUUUUUCAAGGAAUCAUUCUUGUCUCUGCAGUAAUUGGUUUCAUCUAUGGCUACAUCACUGAACAGUUUGGAUGGACUGUCUACAUAUUUAUGGCUGGAGUUGCUUUAUCAUGUCUGCUAACGCUCCCACCGUGGCCUAUGUACCGCCGCAAUCCUCUGAAGUGGUUACCUGUCCAAGAGUCGGGAACAGACGAUAAGAAGCCAGCAGACAGAAAACCCAAGAGACGCUAAAAGCUAAAGAAUACGGUUCUUCAUGUUAUGUUGCAGCAGUUAGCUUUCUUAAGUUUUAAUACAUUUUCUCUAGAUGG
Messenger RNA from Oxyura jamaicensis (ruddy duck), 426 nucleotides. It is a transcript of the gene SPCS1, whose product is annotated as signal peptidase complex subunit 1. The coding region runs from base 53 to 349 and encodes 98 amino acids. NCBI's taxonomy places the organism in Eukaryota, Metazoa, Chordata, Aves, Anseriformes, Anatidae. The record is from RefSeq and is a predicted model, not a curated record. The transcript has 6 exons. Gene Ontology annotation, cellular component: endoplasmic reticulum membrane; signal peptidase complex. Gene Ontology annotation, biological process: protein targeting to ER.